Cheilinus undulatus (humphead wrasse) is the source of this 3579-nucleotide messenger RNA. RefSeq names its product activating transcription factor 6 (gene atf6). Gene Ontology annotation, biological process: regulation of transcription by RNA polymerase II; endoplasmic reticulum unfolded protein response. The record is from RefSeq and is a predicted model, not a curated record. The transcript has 16 exons. Gene Ontology annotation, cellular component: nucleus. Gene Ontology annotation, molecular function: RNA polymerase II cis-regulatory region sequence-specific DNA binding; DNA-binding transcription factor activity, RNA polymerase II-specific. Bases 160 to 2097 code for a protein of 645 amino acids. NCBI's taxonomy places the organism in Eukaryota, Metazoa, Chordata, Actinopteri, Labriformes, Labridae.
UCCCUCGUUGGCACCCGUAGAUUUACGGUAAAGUCAGACGUGUAUCUCCGCUUGAUACGGGAAGUGUUUUCAACCAGCUGAAAGAUGAAUAGUCCUAUGUGCCAUCGCUCGGCCAUUUCUUGAUUGUUAGAGACAGACUACUUAUGAAUUUAAACGGCGAUGUUGUCCAACUUAACGUUAGACUUAGAAAGUCGUCAACAGUUUCCUGUGAUGGAGCGCGAGACAGACAGCAUCUCUAUCGACCAGGGGGGAGAGUGGGACAUAAGCUUGUUCGAUGAGCUAGAACAGCUUGGAGACCCAGAUGAUCUGCUUGAGGCCCUGGAGAAUGCCGCAUAUGCCAAUGAAGGUCCAGACCUGGACUUUGAUAUUGAUAUCCCACUGUGGAAUGGAGCAGACACAAGCAGCACCUGCACAGAUGGUGAGGUGAGCAUGAACUCUCUGUCACCUGCUCACACUCUGAGCUCCGUCCCCUCUCCCUCCUCUGUGGAGGCUCUGUCCCCGUACUCCUUACUCGAUGAGGCCCCUUCUCCACAGUCGCAGCUCUCUCCUGUUUCAGUCUGCUCAGAGUCCAGUGGCUUUUCUGUGGACUCUUCCCCAACGAAGAAAGCUGCAAAGAGGACCAGCCAGACCACACGAGCCAAACAAACUCCUCCAAUCAAGAGGCCCAUCCAGAUCGGCCCGAAGGUUUCCAUCCAGCCAAAGCCGCUGAUUACAGCCGUGCCGUUGGCUCACGCAGCCACUCCUCUGCAGGCCAAGACAAUCAUCAUCCAGCCCCUGCAGACCACUGUUCUACCUGUGGUCAAACAAGCUCCAGUCAACAUCCAACCAGCGCCCCAUCCAGGAUGUCCUAUCGUGCUGUCUCAGCCUAGCCAGGUGCUGCAGAUCCAGACACCUCAGACCAUCACCAGCAAUGUUGUCGCCAUGCCAACGCUUAGCCAGGAGAGGCCCAUCCCUGCCGCUGCUCCUUCAGUGGUCUCUGUUACACUUCGAUCCCCCUCCUCAGAUGAUGACUCAAAGUUGUCCCAGAGGCAGCAGCGCAUGAUAAAGAACCGUGAAUCUGCAUCCUUGUCUCGUAAGAAGAAGAAGGAGUAUCUGCUCUCUCUUGAAGCUCGUCUGAAACUGGCGUUGUCUGAGAACGAGGCGCUCAAGUGUGAGAAUGGGAACCUCAAGAGGCGGCUGGAGGGCCUGCUGAGUGAGAACAAAGUACUAACUGCAACGGCCCCCAAGAGGAGAGCUGUGUGUCUCAUGGUGGUUUUGGUGUUUCUGGUGCUGAACGUUGGGCCAAUGAGUUUGUUUCAGGGUGGAUCCAAACCUGAUGUUUAUACCGCGCGGCACAUCGGCAGACACCUGUUGAAUUUCUCCACAGAAAAACAAACCGAGUUGGUCAUGGGCGCCGAUUCCUUCCACAGUGGCCCUUCUGAGAUUGGCGACAGGUCUGAGGACAAGGCCCUGAUGGUGGUGAAAGAUCCCAUCUUCCUCCGACCUCCUCCACCCUGCCAGCCUCCUGUUAACAGGACCAAGUGUUUAGAGUUGGCUCAUGAGCUGAGGGGUUGGGUCCAGCGUCAUGAAGUGCAGCUGACCAAAACCAGACACAUGAGUAACAGCAACCUCAAACCCACAAGGACCAUUAUGAAAACACACAGUAAGGAGGCUCAGGGUGCCCAGAUCGUGACGGUCCAGUAUACAGAAACUACUGAGCAAAAGAAUCCUAGCAGUGAGCUGCAGGUUUACUAUGCCCCUCAUCACACCUACAGCGACUUCUUUGAUGAGAUCAAUCGUCGUGCCGACACUUUCUAUGUGGUGUCUUUCCGCAGGGACCAUCUUCUACUUCCUGCCACCAGCCACAACAAGGGAAGUCGACCCAAGAUGUCUGUGGUGUUGCCAGCCAUGAACAUAAACGAAAGCAUCAUAAGAGACAAAGACUACGAGGUGAUGAUGCAGAUAGACUGUGAAGUAACAGACACAAGGAUCCUCCACAUCAGGUCUUCAACCAUCCCGCCUUUGCUGCGGGUCAACCACACUGACACUUUCUACCAGCACUCCCCCACUGACAACCAGGCCGCACCCCCUGUCGGCGUGCUGAUGGGCUCUGCUUAAGAUCACCAGCAGCACCAGGACUCUUUGCAACUCCUCAGCACAAUCUCCAUGAAGACAAACAGAACACAGAAGACCUCAGUUAAUUUAGCUUGUGUAUGUUUUGAUUUGGUGUACUACCACUGACUCUCUGAUUGUGAUUUAGAUUUGAAUGAAAUCCAGUCAUUAAAACACAAAGGUAGGUCAAACUGUCGGCGCCAUUCAGCUACAUUCCUUAUUAGGGGCUAAUAUCCAGAGGUAUUCUGUAAUCGAGUCCUAGCAGAUGCUCACUUCUUGUGUGGCAGCAGUGACUUCUCCCUGUAACCCCAGACGGCCUACAUAAGGGUAAUUGCUUAGCAGCAGGGUGCCGAGCAUUGAACCCUGAGUCACCCCUUCAUAACACAAAUACUUUUACCCAAGAGCAGCUCUUCUCAAAUCUGCUCUUUCUCUUUUUUUGGUUCUCAAUUUUGGGACAAGCAGCACAGCAAAAGGAGGAAACAGAAGAUUAAACUCAGGAAAACAUUAGGAAAGCAUAACUAAUAUGCUGUUGGUUGUUUGUUAAAUUUCAGGUGCUUAGUUUUUAGCAUUGUAUUGAUGAAGAAUUUUAGUUUUUAUUUUUGGGUCUUUGCACUGUCCCUCUCUUCUGAAAAAGAAUCUAUCCAGAUAUUAUACAUAUUUAUUUGUUAUAUUAUGCAUCAACAAUGCCAACUACAAUUCAUGUAUUUUUGAUGUGGCCAUUUUUUGCUUCAGAUGACAUUUUCUCCUUCUGUCUGGGGUUGCUUUCUUCAAACUUUCAAUGAACAUAAUAUUGAUAUAUAAUCACAAAUGGUGGUUUGGAGUGAAACACUGUUAGAACGAGGAGAUUUCUUUGUGUUGGUUUCCUGGUUAGACAUCAUGAAAUUCAAAUACUAUACUGUGUCUUCAUCACUGUGAAACCCUCUUCAUGUGUUGAGCUAAAAUGGUAAACUUCUGACUUUUAACCACUUUUAAAAUUCAAAGUCCUGAUGUCUUUCUCCAACAGCUAAAUUGCACUUUUAUUUUCUGGCCUAAAGCCUAUAUUAACCAAUCUUUUGUGUAAAAUUGCACUAUAAUUUCAGAAUCUGGAGAGAUCUGUUCUGGCUUUGAAUGCUUUAUAUAAAUGUGUCAAAUAUGUUUGGACUUUAUACAAUUAAGGUCAAAAUUUGAUUGUAUAUAAAUUGUGCAUCAGUUUUUCUAACGAAGACAGACAUUUUGUCAAUAUCUAAAAAUGUAUAUGUUUUAAAUGAUGGUUGUUUUAGCUCAAUGAAGGUCCUUAAAAAUAUGUCUGAAAAUAACAUGCUGGCCUCAGCAAGACCGUCUGAACAACAUUUUUCCCCCUUGGUUUUGAAGAAUAUGUUCUAUGCUCCACAUUGUUUUCACUGCCUAUAAACAGUACUUGGGGACAAAGAAAGAGUGAGGUUUUGUUUUUUUUGUAUUUUACUACAGUGCAUACACCAAAAUAAACACUGGAUUUUGUCUAACUACAAA